Ailuropoda melanoleuca (giant panda) is the source of this 2922-nucleotide messenger RNA. RefSeq names its product solute carrier family 28 member 1 (gene SLC28A1). Gene Ontology annotation, biological process: pyrimidine nucleobase transport; uridine transmembrane transport; cytidine transport. NCBI's taxonomy places the organism in Eukaryota, Metazoa, Chordata, Mammalia, Carnivora, Ursidae. The transcript is spliced from 18 exons. The record is from RefSeq and is a predicted model, not a curated record. Gene Ontology annotation, molecular function: pyrimidine- and adenosine-specific:sodium symporter activity. Gene Ontology annotation, cellular component: plasma membrane. Bases 368 to 2320 code for a protein of 650 amino acids.
CAUAGGCCCAUGUGGGAGCAGGGGGAGUAGAGAGGAGGGCAUCUCAGAGGAGGCAGAUGAAGUUCGAAGGCAGGAGCCCGGUGGGCCAGGCCCAGAGUGGAGCCUGCUGGCUCUGGUUUCCCUUUUCCCUGAGAGAGGCUGGGUUCCCUGCCCCCCCACCCCCCGCGGCCCUGGGCUCUGGAGAGGGCGCUGGACAGAGCUGGGUGGAAGGCCCACCUCCUCCGGCUCUGGACUCUGCCCGGAAGUCGCACUGAAAAGAGAAGACGGGCCAAAGUGCAGGCAGGUGGAAGUCAUUCUGUCCCCGUGGAAAUACGCGCUUCUGCCCCUCCCCGACAGUGACUUGUUCACCACAAAUAUCUGGAAGGUCAUGCACAUGGAAAACACACCAAAACGAAGACAGUCUAUCUCGCUCACAUCUGUGGCCGAUGGUCUGGAGAACAUGGGGGCUGAGCUCUUGGAAAGCCUGGAGGAAGGCCGGACCCCCGGCAACGUCUCAAGCCCUGCAGAGGCCGGGGACAGCUGGACCGAGUCCAGACCGGAGCCCUUCUCACGAUGGAGGAGCCUGCGGCCAGCCCUGAGGGCCCAACGCUUCUGCCAGGAGCACACACAGCUGUUUCGAUGGAUCUGCGCCAGCCUGCUCUGCACGGCAUUCGCAGCCUUCCUGCUGACGGCCAGCCUCCUGGAUUUCCAGAGGGCCCUGGCACUGUUCGUCCUCACCUGUGUGGGCCUCACCGUCCUCGCCCACAGCCUGUUGAAAAAGCUGCUGGGGCCCAGACUGCUGAGGUGCAUCGAGCCUCUGGGGCAUUACCGCUUGGGCCUCUGGUUUGAGAGGGCUCUGGCUCUCUCUGCUUUCCUGGGCUUGGUCUUGUGGCUGGUUCUGGACACCUCCCGGCGACCUGAGCAGCUGGUGUCCUUUGCAGGAAUCUGCGUGCUCGUUAGCCUCCUCUUUGCCUGCUCAAAGCAUCACCGAUCAGUGUCCUGGAGGACUGUGUCCUGGGGCCUCGGAUUACAGUUUGCGCUUGGAGUCUUCGUCAUCAGAACGGAACCAGGAUUUAUCGCAUUCCAGUGGAUGGGCAAGCAGAUCCAGGUCUUCCUGAGCUACACGGACGCGGGCUCCAGCUUCGUGUUUGGGGAGGCGAUGGUCAAGGGUGUCUUUGCCUUUCAGGUUCUGCCCAUUGUCGUCUUCUUCAGCUGCGUUAUGUCAGUUCUGUACUACGUGGGCCUCAUGCAGUGGGUGAUCCAGAAGAUCAGCUGGCUGAUGCGGGCCACCAUGGACACCACGGCCACGGAGACGCUGAGUGUGGCUGGAAACAUCUUUGUGAGCCAGACCGAGGCUCCUCUGCUGAUCCAGCCCUACCUGGCAGACUUGACACUCUCUGAGAUCCACGCGGUCAUGACCGGGGGCUAUGCCACCAUUGCUGGCAGCCUGCUGGGCGCCUACAUCUCCUUCGGGAUAGAUGCGGCCUCCCUGAUCGCCGCCUCCGUGAUGGCCGCCCCCUGCGCCUUGGCCCUCUCCAAGCUGGCCUACCCGGAGGUGGCGGAGUCCAAGUUUAAGAGCGCGGAAGGGGUGAAACUGACCGGAGGCAGAGACGCUCAGAACCUCUUAGAAGCAGCCAGCAGUGGGGCCGCUGUCUCCGUGCAGCUGGUUGGGAACAUUGGAGCCAACCUGAUUGCCUUCCUGGCGCUGCUGGCCUUCGUCAACGCGGCCCUCUCCUGGCUGGGAGCCAUGGUGGGUGCCCAGGAGCUCAGCUUCCAGCUCAUCUGCUCCUACGCCCUGCGGCCUGUGGCCUUCCUAAUGGGGGUGGCCUGGGAGGACUGCCCUGUGGUGGCGGAGCUGCUGGGGAUCAAGCUGUUCCUGAACGAGUUCGUGGCCUAUCAGGAGCUCUCCCGGUACAAGCAGCGCCGUCUCGCAGGAGUAGAGGAGUGGGUUGGCGGCAAGAAGCAGUGGAUCUCUGUCAGAGCAGAAAUCCUCACGACGUUUGCCCUCUGUGGAUUUGCGAACUUCAGUUCCAUUGGGAUCAUGCUGGGAGGCCUGACCUCCAUGGCCCCCCAGCGGAAGAGCGACUUCUCCCGGAUAGUGCUCCGGGCGCUGUGCACGGGGACCUGUGUGUCGCUGGCGAAUGCCUGCGUGGCAGGGAUCCUCUAUAUGCCCCGGGGGGCUGUGGCAGACUGCACGGCCCUCCUGAACACGACGGUCAGCAGCAGCAGUUUCGAGGUGUACCAGUGCUGCCAUGAGGCCUUCCAGAGCCCCAGCCCAGAGGUCAGCCGAGAGGCCCUGGACGUCUGCUGUCGAUUUUACAACCACACGAUCUGUGCGUAGCGGGGACAGCAGGUCUUCGGCCUCCUGGGGGCCGCUCUUCCCCAUGAUGGGGCUGUCCCCACCUUUCUCUCUCCAGGCCCCUCCUGGGGGAAGCCAUGAGGCUUAGACUCACCUUGGUCACACGGUUGGGAAGGAGUGUUGGGGUGAGCGGGCAGAGUGAGGGAUACCCCCAAUCCUUGCCCCCUUCCUGCUCCCUCCUGAAAUGUGAAUCUCGGGGUCACCUCCACCGCUUUUCCUCUGCCUUCCACAUCCAAACAGCACUCUGGUCUUCUCUGUCUCCCACUGUGUCACUCACACGCACCCUUGUCUUCAGUUAUGGGGAUCCCUCACCCUGGGCUUUGCAGGGAGUUGCCUUCAGUUAUGGGGAUCCCUUGCCCUGGGCUUUGCCGCGGGCUCCCUCCUCCUCCUCUGGCACUUGAAUCUUGCCAUGGCUCGCCCGGGCCCAAUGGGUUCUCCUGGGAACCCCAUCCAAUAUGUUCAGAGGCUCCCCUGCUGCCUUUGUCAUAGCACUUCCCAAACUGGUGUCCCGUGGAACACUGUCCCACAAGGUGUUCAGAAGAUUCCAUGAUCCACCAGGCUUGGAAGACACUGGGCUAAAUAAA